AAUCCACUAUAAUCUCAAUUGCUAAGUGGGUGUUUUUUUCUUUUAUUAAGUUUGAUAUAAAGGAUACUCAACAUAUGUAAAUGUAAUUGCUUAGGAAAAUAUUAGUUUGUUACAUCAAAUUGGACUGUGUGGUAUGGACAUAUCAGAUGGAAUGGAUAAAUCAUGGAAUCAUGCAUGGACCACAGAGGAAAUGAGAACAAAAAGAAGAGAGUGGAGUUUGGCAGCUGAUGCAGGACUUCUUAAACAUCUCGAACAAUUUUCUGAAAACUUGGUGUCAAGGGCAAAUAAAACUGAAGAAACACUGAAUUCAUUGACGACUCAGUUAAAUGAAGCAGCUAUACUUAUUGAUAAUGUCACCAAUACAUCUUUGGCUUUAUCUAAUAAUCAGUUUAUUGAAAGUCGUGUGCAAGAAGAUGAUAUAGAGAUUGAAAAAAAGGAAACCUUGGCUCAGGAAUCUAAGAAUGAAGAUUUAGCAACUGCAGAUUUAAUAGCUAGUGUAAGUGAAAGUAUAAAAGAAGGCCUCAACAUAAUGGAUCAAAAAUAUAAGAAAAUGGAAUUUCUUGAUAGUGAUAGUGAAGAAGAAGACAAUGGAGUAGUAUUGCGUGUUGUAUUGGGGCCAAAUGAUCCAUACCAACAUCGGCCUUUACCUUAUGUCAUUGGUUCCGAUCUAUGGAAAAAAUCAACUAAAAUUGGCCUGGAAAGUAGCAGUAGCAGUAGUGAAUCAGAACAAGUAGAAGAAGAAGAAGAAUCAAGAAGUGAUAAUGACACAGCAACACUUAGGGGUUAUAAUAUUGAUACUGGUCCAAAACCAAACAUAGUUGGAUUAUCACCUUCUUUGAUUGAAUCAGAUUACAGUAGAAGAAGUGAUAUAACAUAUACAGACAAUGAUAAGUUAGAUGUAGUUAGUCAAAACAAUAUGCAUUCUGCUUCUGAAUCAAUUUCUCCUAAUGAUAAUACACCGAAGGUACCAUUAUCAAACGAUUCAACUCCAAAUUUUGCGGAAGAGUUAGCUAAGCGCUUAGGUACAGUUCGGCAAGCUGAGAAACCAGUCAUCGUGGAUGAAAAAAGUGAAGCAUCGAUAAAUCGAUUGAAAGACGAUUUAUUUACACCAGACGGACAUGAGAAUGCCUUAAAUGAUAAGUCGAAAAGUAUAUUUAAUGAAAGUGAAUUUUUAAAUGACCAAGCCUCUGAAAGUUUAUGGAAAGAAAAACCUAUUAAAUCAUACAAGAAUAAUAUUAUACCUGCUAGUCUCGAUGUACCGCCACCCAUUAGUACAGUUUCUACGCAACCAAAAUCUGCGAUCGAUGAUCUUUUCGGUGAUGGUGACUCUGAAGAUUCCGACGACAUCUUCUCCCCCAAAAAUACAGUUAAAACAGUUGCUAAAACCAAACAUCCAAAUAAUAGCAAUGUUAAUACAGAAAUUGCUCAGAAGAAAUUUUUAGAUACUGUAGCACCAUCAGUUAUUAGUAACAGAGCAACAAGUACACCGGAGACUAAUGCAAACAAUAGUAAUUUAUUUAGCGACGACGAUGAAGACGAUCUAUUUGGCUCGUUUAAAAAUCCAGUCUCGAAUAAGAAAGGCGUGGAAAAUAAAUUAUCGAAUAGAAUCAUACGAACAAAAUCAUCUGAAUCUUCUGGUAGUGACCCAUCAGCAGCCAAUCAAGAGUCCGUGCAGGACAAUUUGCGGAAUACUCAUUCUAACGAUAAUAAUGCCACUGACCGGAGUUCCAUCGUGAUGGCAAGGAAUAACGCAGAAAAUCUAACCGCUACCAAUGAAAGCACCAACACUAGCGGGAUAUCGAUCCAACCACCGAGCAUUAAUAUCACCGGAUGUUCGAGUAUCAGAGUCGCCAGCGACAGCCUGUUCACGGCGCGAAGCCCUAACCCGGUCAAUGCCACCGCGAAUUCGAAUUUGACUAGUAAUCAGCCGCAAGAGGAACCGACCGAGGAAUCUAUCUCCACGCAGGAAGACGACGUGUUCGAGAACGAGGACUUGUUUGGUCCGCCGCCGUUACCGAAGGCCGACACGAAGCCGGUGAAAUCGAAGGUCUCGUUCUUGUUCGACGACUCCGAUUCCGGCGACGAACUGUUCUCGACGACCAGUUCGGGCUCGAGGUCGCAAAAGAGCACCGAUUUCUUGACCGCCGCUGGUACACAAUAUUCGGACAAGGCGAAGGUCACCCAACGAAAAGGGCUGUUCGACGAGGACAUCGAUGUAUUCGGCAGCAAAGAUUCACCGGAUGUCGACAUAUUCGGGAUAGCUGCGUUCAAGUCGGUGCAAGAGGAAACUAACGUUCCCGGGAAGAGGCCGUCGGACACCACCGACGAUGGUCUUUUCGCGAGAACUAUCAAAGAUACGAUGUCCAAGAAGAAUGACGUAGAUAAACAAUCGAGUAACAUGCCGAAGAAGAUCAGUCUGUUCGACGAUGACGAGGAUAACGAUGACGGUGAUCUUUUCGCCGCGAAACCGAUCAGCAAUGAGAGUAAAACCGAAUCCCAACUGUUAAACAACGAGGGCGACGGUGACCUGUUCUUGAUUAAAAAAACGAACGAUGCGAAGCAAACGAACGUUAAGCAAUCUGUUGGAACGGGUUCAGCGGGGAAAGACAGCGUUGAGCAAGAAUCCGUCCGUAAAACGGAAAACAAGAGCGGCGGUAUUUUAUCAGGAAAUGGACUGUUCCCAGACACCGUUUCGUCCCACGGAUCGAUCUUCGAAGACGAUGACUACUUCAGCAGGAGCAACGUAACCAAAGAGGAAAAGAAACAAGAUGAGAAGGCUACACCACAGAGCAAUAUAGUUACGGAUAUAGUGUCCGUUAUGGGGACUGAAGUUACGGUCGGUAGUAAUACAUUUGAUGACAAUAAAAAAAUAGAUACAUUUGAGAAAGGUGAAUCUCGAACGACUUAUGAAGAACCUGCGGCUGUAGAGACCGCAGAAACUGAACCAAAGAAGAGCCCACCGCGAUCGUUGGACAUUCAAACGACCGUUUCGUCGUCGUCGUCCAAUGAAAAUGACCAAGCCGCUCGACGAACGGUGUCCGGGAAAAUUAAGAAUCUGAUGGGAAAAAUGGGCGAUUUGAAAAUACUCUCGCCCAUGGACACUCCGCCAUUGUGGAGGAGGAGCGAAGAAAAAACGGACGAGGACGAUAGCAUAACGGAUAGAGACAGUGACGACGGCGGAUGUAUUAGCACGCAAGGUCAUAGUUCGCCGCCUAGCGUAUCUGAAGACAGCACCGCUCAGAAACAGUCCUUGCAAUCAACAGUUUCGGGUGAAAGCAACGUGGAAAGUGCAAUCAGUUUCGAUGAGCCUGCUCAAGUGGAAACACUAUCUACUGCCGCCUCAAAGACAAGAGUCAGAAUUCAAGCGAAACGGAGACCUCAGAGCAGACACGCCCGAAAAACUGCGCUUAGACAUAGCGGGAUUGACUUCGACACCGUGGACGCCUCGGGAAGCAAUCCUCCGAAUGAAAGCUAUGGUGAUAAUCUAUCAGGCGGUCUUGCUAAAGAUCCUUCUAACCCUGCGAAUUCUAAUAUUCCUCAAAUCGCAAAUUCUGAACGUCUGGUUACGACAGGGAACGAUGGUUUUCAUCGGUUAAUCGAUCCAAACGUUUCGUUAGCCACGGACGAUAGAUCCGAGCUUGGUAGCAUAAGCAAGGAAAGUUCGAUGAGCGCGAAUAAGAACACUUUGUUGUCCCCAUCCACCGACGAGGAAGAUCUGUUUGACGUCCCACCGGAUUUACCGGAGGAUCCGCAAAAAGAGGACGCUCUGUUCGGUCGGGCGCCUAUUCUUUCGCCUGUCGAUCGUGUCCUUUCCGAGAAACCGGUUCCGGGCCUCAAACCGUUGAAGGACACCCACAUCAAAACAGUGGAUAAUAAUACAGGCGUAACUGUAGAAAAAAGCAAGGCUAUAAAUCAAAGUAGAAAGCCAACGGAAGCUAACAAUGAGUACGGUACGAGAGCUACGGUUCCUUCUGAAAACGAAAACGAUAACGAUGACGUUCACUCGAAAGAAAUGAUCGAUCCGUUAAGGGACAAUAAGCAUGAUCCCCUAAAGGAUCCCAGUCAACUGUUUGCGUUCGUCACGAAAACACCGUCCCCGGAGAAGGGCAAGAACUUGUUGUUCUCUGAGGAUGAUAGUCUAUUCUCCAGCGGCGCUAAAAGGCCAUCCGAGGACCAAACCGCCAAGAAGUCAGUGUUGGAUUUGUUCGCAGACGAUGCGGAAGGCGACCUAUUUUCGGCAACCUUGUCCAAACCAGUGAAAAAGUCAAUGAAAGACACGAAGAUCAGCCUGUUCGACGACGACGACGGCCCGGACGACGAGGAGGACAGUCUGUUCGGUCCUGUCACGAAGAAAUCGGCGGCGGGAGCUGAAAUUGAAAGGAAACGGUCGACUCAACAGCCCCAUAAGAAGAUAAGUCUGUUCGAUGACGGCAACGACGAUGCCAGUCUGUUCUCCGAAAAGUCGGAGCACGCACAGAAGUCUGACGCCGGAAGUGUUCAAGAGCCCCAGAACAAAAAUGAGAUACUUGCGAGUACUACUGAUCCCGUGAAGACCUCACAUAUUACAGACAUUUUCGGCGAUCAGUCGAGCGGCGAGGACGACAUUUUCGCCGCGAAGACGAUACUGAAGAAGGUCGUUACGACGAAGUCGUUGUUUCCGUCCAACGACGACGACGAUGAUAGUGAUAUUUUUGGGAAGAAAUCGUCGACGAGCGAACUGCGCGCACAACCGACGGAAACACGCGCUACCGUGAAAAAAUCGGUCACGAGGGAUCUAAGAAAGACUGCUGAGAAGAUCGGCGAGGAUCCGUUGAGUAUCUUACAGGACGAUUAAAAUGUCGUUACUGUCUGAUUCGUAUUGGAGAAAUUAUAUAUUUUAUUUAUGCUCCCUGUUGCAAAUUUCCUUCGGAGUUGAUUUUGAAAUUAUAACGUAUUAUAUUAGAAUCGAACGCGUAAAGUGCGUUUAAAAUGUAUAUUUAUCGAAAGAACAAUUGAAUUGCGGAUAUAUUAACUGUGUAUAAAUGAUUGAACAAAAAGGAGAACGCUGUGCGUUACAAAAAAAAAAAGAAAGAAACAAAUGGGUACUGUGCAAAGAUAAAGCGAAUUUAGUUAUAAUGCCUGAUUUUAUUCACCCCUUUUAGACGGCGAAAAUUGCGAAAUACAUUAUAAUUUGUGAAAUAUACGAACAAAGAUAUUUUACAGUAUUUUUCCACGAAUACUUUAUCGAAUAGGGAUCCUUAGGAUAUCGAGUCGGAUUAGACCAAUUUUUUUCUUUUAAACAUCGAAAACAACGAACAACAGAAUAGUAUACGGAUAAGAUAGAAACGAAGCCGCUUUAUUGAUUUAUUGUAUUAUCGAUUUGUAAUUGUUCAACAAUUUUGCAUAAUCAGUCUGCAGGCAGUGCUUUAUUAAUAGAUGUUAUAUAUUUUCUUUGUUUAUAAUAUAUGCCGCUCCAUUAUGUAUUGUAUAUAUUGUAUCCCCUUUAUGAAACAUGUGUAUCAGUACAAAUAAAUUGGUA
This is a messenger RNA of Dufourea novaeangliae, 5518 nucleotides long. It is a transcript of the gene nclb, whose product is annotated as WASH complex subunit FAM21. The coding region runs from base 134 to 4834 and encodes 1566 amino acids. The record is from RefSeq and is a predicted model, not a curated record. The transcript is spliced from 12 exons. Lineage: Eukaryota; Metazoa; Arthropoda; Insecta; Hymenoptera; Halictidae.